ACGAUUUUCACCCCACAAGUCGUGCCUUAUACGAAGGCUGUAUUCCAUUUCCGUCACGCUUCCUCUUUUACUCCCCAAAAAUAAAUUCUCCCGCCAUUCGAGAAAACAAGAAAUAGAAAGUGGAAAAGGCUACGCAUUCGAUCGAGUCGUGAUCGGAUGCCGGACGCAGCCAUGGAUCUUCCGGUCGUCGAUCUUGCCCCAUACAUCGAGAUAUCUGCCAAUAACAACGGUGGCGAUCUGACGGUGGAGGUGCGGGAGCUUUGUUCGCAGGUGAGCAGGAGUUUGAGAGAGACGGGAGCUCUUCUGGUAAAGGAUCCUAGGUGUUCGACGGAGGACAAUGAUCGGUUUCUCGAUAUGAUGGAGCGCUAUUUCGAGAAGUCCGAUGAGUUCAAGAGGAAACAGGAGAGACCUGAACUCCAUUACCAGGUUGGUGUUACACCUGAAGGAGUAGAGGUUCCACGCAGCCUAAUAGAUGCAUUUUUGCAAGAAAAGAUAAGAAUGAUGCCGCCUGAUUCGCAACCAUCCAUUCCGACUACAAAAGAUCCUAAAUGGCGUUAUAUGUGGAGAGUGGGUCCUCGACCCAAAAAUACUCGCUUUAAGGAACUAAAUGCUGAACCAGUAAUACCUGAAGGGUUCCCUGAAUGGAAAGAAACCAUGGAUUCAUGGGGUUCCAAAAUGAUAUCUGCUAUUGAGGUUGCUGCAGAAAUGGCUGCUAUUGGAUUUAACCUUCCAAAGGAUUCAUUCACAUCAUUGAUGAAACAGGGUCCUCACUUGCUUGGUCCAACUGGAAGCAACCUCCAACGUCAUGGCUUUGAGGGAACUGUGUUUGCUGGAUAUCAUUAUGACCUCAACUUCUUAACAAUUCAUGGUAGGAGCAGAUUCCCUGGUCUUAAUAUCUGGCUAAAAAAUGGACAUAAAGUUGAAGUUAAGGUCCCUGUGGGUUGCCUUCUCAUCCAGUCAGGAAAACAGUUAGAAUGGCUUACUGGAGGUGAAUGCUUGGCUGGGAUGCAUGAAGUUGUUGUAACUAAUAGAACUCUUAGCGCCAUUGAAAUUGCAAGGCAGCAGAACCGCAGCCUAUGGAGGGUUUCUUCAACUCUAUUUGCACACAUUGCUUCUGAUGUGGUGCUAAAGCCUUUAGGUCACUUUGCAGAAGCGCCAGAUGCAAGCAGAUAUCCUUCCCUCUAUGCAGGGGAUUAUGUAGAACAAGAACUUUCAGCAAUCAAUCUUAAAGGAAGCAAGACAGUUCUACUAGGCUAAGUUUGGUAAAGCUAAACUAGCCAAAAAUCUAUAAUAAUUACUUGUUAUUAUGGAAAUUCAAUGAUUAUUGACGUUGUUCCUAUACCUGAAACAUGAAUAAUUUUAAUAUUAUGAUCUCAUUGCCUUCUUGCUU
Molecule: messenger RNA, 1390 nt
Organism: Dendrobium catenatum
Lineage: Eukaryota; Viridiplantae; Streptophyta; Magnoliopsida; Asparagales; Orchidaceae
Exons: 7
Coding region: 157-1257 (366 amino acids)
Source: RefSeq, a predicted model, not a curated record